UUCGCAGGCUCUCCAUCGACUUCCGCCCAUACUCAAGGAUAUAAGCUGCUGGCUUCGACUCAGAACAUUAGACUCGUGACCAGCCUGCUUCUGCGUACCCUAAACGGGACCAAGCCUGAGGCUUUCGCGUCAAUAAACUCGGCUUUCAAGAUUGCGAACGGGUGGAUAUAAAGCUCCACUUGCCGUUUACGCAAGUGCACUCCCUUAAUAUAGCUUCAGUGCUCCCAAGGUUGAUUUUGGAUCAGCUCCCCUUCACGUUUUCAUACAGGAAGAUCAAGUUUGUGAUCGCAAACACCCAUGAGAGAACAUUCGGCGAUCUGAAUGUACACCCUGGCCACAUGCGAAGCAUUCUAUUGGUUGGACGACGUUCAUGUCCAAGGUACGUACAGAACCUCUUUCCGCAAAGAUGCAUUUUGCCUUUAAAGAACGGUGCAAACAAGUGAAGCCGCCUUCUUCCAACACGCCUAUUAAAGAGGGGCAGCCCAUCGUGUUUCUGUGGGCUAUUGUGAAGUACACAAUAGCAAAGCUCAGAGGCAAUCAUUCUCUUCCGUCGCCACCAGGGCCAGAUCAGCUACCGUUCCUAGGCGCUGCUCUACAAGUCGAUGCCAAUAGCCCAUGGUUGACAUAUGCACAGUGGGCAGCCAAAUAUGGCGAUAUUGUCAGCUGCCGAUUCUUCGACAAGCAGGUAGUGAUAUUGAACUCUGAGAGAGUCGCGGAUGACCUCCUCGAGCGGCGCUCUCGCAUAUAUUCUGACAGAGCUGAAGUUUCGACAAUCAUAUUGUCCGGAUGGGAUUUCGACUUUGCAUUUGACCGGUACGGUAACGAUUGGCGUCUACACCGGCGACUCUUUCAGCAGUCCUUCCGUGAACAAAAGGUUCCGGAUUAUCAGUCAACGCAGCGUAUCGCCGCCCACCGUCUUCUGAUUAACAUCGGCAACAACCCUGCGGGAAACCUGUGGGGCCUCCUAUCACUAUGUGCUUCAUCUGCAAUCUUGUCUACAGUGUACGGCUACGAUGUCAAUACCCUCGAAGACCCUCUGUUCACUAUUAACGACAAGGCACUUGAGACAGGAUCUCCGCUUUUGACACAUGAGAAAUCCAUCAUCAUAGACACAUUUCCCUUCGUCAAAUAUCUCCCGAUAUGGUUUCCGGGCACAUCCAUUGUCCGCGAAAUUCUGGUCGCGAAGCAUUGGUCUCAGCUAUAUGUUGACUUCCCUUAUAACUUUACAAUGGAGAAAAUGCGAUCGAAUCCGACAUUCCCUUGUGCGCUUUCGGAAACAAUACGAAGCAGUGAGGAGAGCGGUCAGAACAUACCGGAAUAUAACUUGAAGAAGUUUGCCGCUACUGCUUUCGUUGGUGGCGCUGAAACGUCAUCAAGCGUACUACAGACACUUAUUGUAGUGUUGCUGCAAAACCCUGGCGUACAAAAACGUGCACAGGACGACAUCCGGGCCGUUGUAGGCAGUAAUCGAUUGCCUACAUUUGAGGAUCGGUCCUUGCUCCCCUACAUUGAUGCAGUGAUUCGAGAGGCAAUGAGAUGGAGCCCGGUUACCCCUCUCGGCAUACCCCAUUUCUCCGUGGAAGAUGAUGUCUAUGAGGGCUAUUUCAUCCCCAAAGGCACAACUUUAACUGCCAACACAUGGUCAAUGUCACGCGAUCCCCGCCGUUAUCCCGAGCCCGACACUUUCCGACCAGAGCGAUUCCUGACGAAAGACGGCGAACUCAACAGCGAUGACGUGAGAUUCACGUUUGGGUGGGGUCGGCGCGUCUGUCCGGGACGAUACUCGGCGUUCGCGGCUAUAUGGAUGGCUGUUGCCUCUAUGCUGACAGCGUAUACCUUCGAGAGGGCUCAAGAUGAUAACGGCAUAGAGAUCGAACCGAUUAUUGAGUGGUCCAUUGGCGCUUCGAGGAAACCCAAACCGCUCCCGCUGCGUGUUGUUCCUAGAUUCAGCCAAUCAAAGUUGGAACAGAUGGUGAACGAUGCUCACCAUGAUUGA
This is a messenger RNA of Coniophora puteana RWD-64-598 SS2, 1996 nucleotides long. Its product is annotated as cytochrome P450. Gene Ontology annotation, molecular function: iron ion binding; monooxygenase activity; oxidoreductase activity, acting on paired donors, with incorporation or reduction of molecular oxygen. Bases 371 to 1996 code for a protein of 541 amino acids. The record is from RefSeq and is a predicted model, not a curated record. The transcript is spliced from 14 exons. Lineage: Eukaryota; Fungi; Basidiomycota; Agaricomycetes; Boletales; Coniophoraceae.